Zea mays is the source of this 3057-nucleotide messenger RNA. Its product is annotated as probable serine/threonine-protein kinase DDB_G0271682. The record is from RefSeq and is a predicted model, not a curated record. Lineage: Eukaryota; Viridiplantae; Streptophyta; Magnoliopsida; Poales; Poaceae. The transcript has 2 exons. Bases 788 to 2878 code for a protein of 696 amino acids. Gene Ontology annotation, molecular function: protein serine/threonine kinase activity; ATP binding. Gene Ontology annotation, biological process: cell surface receptor signaling pathway; protein phosphorylation. Gene Ontology annotation, cellular component: plasma membrane.
CUUCAGGUUGUCGUCCGUGUUGCAAGAAGCAGGACGUGAAACAGCUCGAGGAUUAGGGUUAGAGUUAAAGUGCAGACACUGAAGACACAAAUUACCUUUUGCCCAGCCAGCUGCCAGCAGCCAUCGCCAUCUCUCUUUUGCCGAAGAGAGAAAAAUCCCUUGGUUCACCUAGGGCGAGGCUGGAAUCUGGAAGGCGACGCGAUCCGUUGUCGCUCUCGAAAUAAUUUUCAGGAACCAUGAAUACGGAACCCAUUGGUGACGGCGACGGAGAAGGCGAAGGCUCUCCGGCGAUGACCGCGACAGAUACAGAGGACGUCGGUGUUUACUCAUAAAUAACACGAAGACUAGAUGGACUCAGCUAAUUAAUUCUGUUUAUCCGUCGCAUCUAGUACUACUUUUCAAAGUCCAGCGCCGCGGUCAACGCAGCCCCGACGCCAGCUGCCUGCGGAGCUUUCAAGUUUCAUAUAUUGUUUUGUUUCCGAAUGCCGAGUCUUUGUGCAGACUGCAGAGUGCCAGAGGUACAGGCCGCAGGUUGAGGAGGGAGGAGGCAAGGCGAAGCUGCUCGCCGUCGGCGCCACGUCCCGGGCGGCGGCGAAGUUUCGUGGUGGAAUCAGCGGGGCGCCCAUCGGCCGGCGAGGCCCCGGCUGCCCGGCCGGCCAGCCAGUCGGAGUCGGGCCGGGUGGUCUCCGUCGCAGGGCUAUCAACUUUAGAUCUUGAACAUGGGACCCAAAUCACUGGCCUGGAGCACAAUAUGAAGAAAACUAGCUUAUGACUGCAGAUCUCACCCAUGGGUUCAAUGAGUCAAAAAAUCAAAAUUUUCACAGAAGAUGAGAUCGCAAGUAUCACUAGCAAUUACAGCACUCUUAUCGGAAAAGGUGGUUUCGGAGAAGUCUACAGAGGGGUCCUUGACGCCGACGAUGAUCUGGUGGCAGUGAAAAGAUACAUCCGACAGGACUUGCGCGACGAGUUCAUGGAUGAAGUGAACAUCCACAGCGUGAUGAACCACAACAACGUGGUGAAACUCAUAGGCUACUGCAUUGGCGAAAGCACUCUGAUGCUGGUGACGGAGUACAUCUCCAACGGAAACCUCGACGACAUACUCCACAGAAGCGACGCCUCUAUCCCUUUGGACGUGAGGCUGGGCAUCGCGAUAGGGUGUGCAGAGGCGCUGAGCUACAUGCAUUCGAUGGACUCGCAGAGCGACAACCAUAUUUACCAUGGCGACAUUAAACCCGCCAACAUACUUCUAGACAACAAUCUGACGACAAAGGUAUCAGAUUUUGGACUGUCAAGGUUCCUUUUCAGUGGCACUACCCAGUUCACUACGACCUUGAAAGGAAGCAUGGGCUACAUGGAUCCUGUAUACUUUCACGAGGGGUGUCUGUCGCCGAGAAGCGAUGUGUAUAGCUUCGGUAUAGUCCUCUUGGAGCUACUGACUCGGAAGAGGGCAAAGUAUGGGGACGUCAACCUGAUCCCUACGUUCAACAAAGCCUGUGCCAAGGGGAAAGGGCUGAGGGAGCUGUUUGAUGCAGCAAUAGCUGAGAAGGACAACGUGAAGAUCCUCAAAGAGUCGUGGAAGCUAGCAUCCCAGUGCCUGUCACUGAACAUCCACACACGUCCUCAGAUGAAUGAAGUGGCCAAACGCCUUCGGAUGCUCAAGAAAGAACUGAAGACCAGUCCGCAGUCCAUACUGGCGACACACUCCAUGUGGGCCAAACAGUACAGGCAGGCAGGCUCAAGCUCGCCCAGCUUCAAGAAGAAGCUGAGCUUCUUCAAGGGAAACGCUAGCAGCUACUCUAAGGUCAUAUCUGAACUUGGGGACAAUGUAAGGGUUUUUACAAAGGAGGAGAUAAAUGAAGUCACACAUAAUUACUCCAAUCUUCUCAGUGGAGGUACAUCAGCAACCGAGGUUUAUAAAGGAACGCUUGAGGACAACACGAUGGUGGCGGUGCAUAGAUUGGUCUACGAGGGCUCUGAGGAGGCGUUCAUCAACGGAGGGAUGGUCGUGUCCAAGAUCGCCCACAGGAACAUCGUCAGAGUUCUGGGCUGCUGUCUGGAACCCCAGACCACCGCUUUCCUCUACGAGUACGUCGCUAAAGGAAGCAUCCUCGACAUCCUGUGUAGCCAGGAGGAUUUCCCGCUGGAUCUACGCAUGAGGAUCGCGAUCAAGACCGCGGAAGCGUUGCAGUACCUGCAUUCGUCGGAAACUGGCGUCACCGGACACGGCAGCGUCUCGGCGUCCACCAUACUCCUCGACAACAACCUCGUACCGAAGCUCACCGAGUUCUCGAGGUCAUGUACGCUGUUCAAGGAGAGCGAGACUACUUCUGUUGUUGGUGCUGGAGUGAUGAUCACUGGCAGCCUUCUAGAGAAAGCUCUGAACGACGACCCGUCCCGCUACGGCUCCGUGCUGAUGAACCUGGAGAGCGACGUGUACAGGUUCGGCGGCGUCCUGAUGGCGCUGGUCAGCAGGGACGGGGACGGGGACGGCGGCCACGACGGCCUCCUCGCCAGGUUCACCAGAGCGUACGAGACGGAAGAGACCGGGAGGGCGUUGUUCGACAGGGACGUCAUAACGGCGGAGGAAGACGUCGCCCUGCUCGACGAGCUGGGGAGGCUGGCGCUCAAGUGUAGCGUUCUGGACGCGGACAGGAUCGCUGUGAGGCCGACGAUGAAGGAGGUGGCGGAUGAGCUUCGGACGAUGAGGAGGUCUUGGAAGGAGCGUAGCCGUAGCACCGAGGCGCCUGCUGCGUACGUAGACGUAGCUGCUGCAGGUGCGGCGGUGGUGCCGGCGGAGGCAGCAAGGCUGCCGAACCUGAUGCGCCACAUGUUCGGGUACCGUCGGAUCUCCGUUGGUGAUCCUAUACGCGUGUGCUAAGUAGGAUGUACGGGAAAGAUCACCGAGGUGUGUAGUACUGUGUAGCGAUGUUUGUCUGUCUUCCUGUUUGUUCUUUUUUGUUUUAAAUUUAUACGAUGUAUCUGUUUCUAGACUUUGAUAGCUUGUUGUGAUGCCGGAAUUGUACAUAUAUAUAUUUGCUCCCCUUUCUAUUCAGACAA